AUGACGCUAACAACAACAACAACUUUAUUUUCGGCAUUGGAGAGUGGGGAGUUUCAUCGCAACAGGCGAUACUCUACCGACCUCGCUACCGACCUCAUAGCCGUUGAAACCAGCUUCGGAUGGAUUGUACAGAACGUCGGGGGUACCGUCCGUGGGACGAUAUCAUCGUUGGUGUCAGUCUUCUUCCUCGCACACGAAGAUCAGGAUCACUUCGAGAGUAUUGACCUGUCAGAGAUGUGGCGUCUGGACGCCCUCGGUAUUGCCGACCACGUUGCCGGCGACGACGACUCCGUCGCCUCACUUUGCUUCUCAAGUCAAGUAGAAAAGCGUAAUGGCCGCUAUGUGGUUCCACUUAUGGUUAAGGGCUCUGGACUUCCAGCCGAAGCAAACAACCGGGUAACGGCGGCGCAGCGGCUGGUCGCGCAGUUGCGGCGUUUUCGUACUUCCCCGCAGCUACUUCUCAAUUACGAUUCCGUCAUUCGGGAAUACUUUGACGAGGGUCAUGCCGAACGGGUUGCUGAUGUUUCGAACCAAACCGACAACGUGUACUACAUGCCCCAUCACGCCGUGAUCCGGAAAGACGCCGUAACGACGAAGCUCCGCGUCGUCUUCGAUGCCUCGUCUCACUGCCCCGGCCAACCGUCUCUAAACAGUCUCCUCAUGAAAGGACCCAAGCUGAACGCCGACCUCAUACAUCUAUUACUAGUGUUUCGCUGCAGCACCGUCGUCCUCACGGCAGAUAUAAGAAAGGCGUAUCUACAAAUCAGUAUUCGAACAGAUGACAGAGAUCUCCUCCGCUUCCUAUGGGUGCAGGACGUCGCCGCCCAUGAGAGCCCGCAGAUUGAGGAGUGGCGUAUGACCAGGGUCCCCUUCGGCGCCACAUCCAGCCCUUUCUUGCUGGCGGCAACGUUACAGCAUCAUCUCGCUUCCGUGGCCUCUCGAUACCCGAUGACUGUUCCACGGCUUUGUACAGGGUUCUACGUCGACGAUUUGGUUGUGGGAUGCACGUCAGAACCCGACGCCCUUCAAGUGUAUGGCGACACCAUUGACAUACUCCAGGAAGCCGGUAUGGAUAUACGGAAAUGGACUUCAAAUUCAUCCGCACUUCGCGAGCGGUUUCUGUCGGACGAGGUUUCCUACGACAACGCAUCCGAUGGCAACGCAACGAUCAAGGUGCUGGGCUUGUUGUGGGACCGGGACACAGAUAGUUUCACCUUUUCGGUCAAACGAGCACUCACGUUGUCUGCGUCCCAUCCUCCUACGAAACGUACGGUGCUCAAGACAUUCUCCCUCAUCUAUGACCCGCUCGGCUAUCUCGCACCCUUCAUCGUAACCGUCAAGCUCCUGUUUCAAAAUUUAUGGCGCAAGUCGUUGCCAUGGGAUGUUUGCGCCAUGGGAUGUUUGCGCCAUGGGAUGUUUGCGCCAUGGGAUGUUUGGGAACGAAGCGCCUCACCCAAUUCUGCAAAGGAACUCGCAAGUUCCAUCCCCUUGUUUGAGCAUUCAGUAACAUGGGGGAUGAAGCGGGCGAUGAAGCGGACGGAGCUUGCCGCCUGCGUUCACGCCUCGUCGUGA
Molecule: messenger RNA, 1572 nt
Organism: Ornithodoros turicata
Lineage: Eukaryota; Metazoa; Arthropoda; Arachnida; Ixodida; Argasidae
Exons: 1
Coding region: 1-1572 (523 amino acids)
Source: RefSeq, a predicted model, not a curated record